Ceratotherium simum simum (southern white rhinoceros) is the source of this 1609-nucleotide messenger RNA. Lineage: Eukaryota; Metazoa; Chordata; Mammalia; Perissodactyla; Rhinocerotidae. The record is from RefSeq and is a predicted model, not a curated record.
AUGCUGGACGAGAACCAUCACCUGAUCCAGUGCAUCCUGGACUACCAGAGCAAGGGCAAGACCGCCGAGUGCACGCAGUACCAGCAGAUCCUGCACCGGAACCUGGUCUACCUGGCCACGAUCGCGGACUCCAACCAGAACAUGCAGUCCCUGCUCCCCGCUCCGCCAACCCAGAACAUGAACCUGGGCCCCGGAGCACUGUCCCAGAGCAGCUCCGGCCAGAGCCUGCACUCCCAGAGCAGCCUCAGCGACGCCAUCGGCACAGGCCUGCCCCCGUCCUCCCUCAUGCAGGGCCAGAUUGGCAAUGGUCCGAACCACGUGUCCAUGCAGCAGACGGCACAGAGCACGCUGCCCACCACCUCCAUGAGCAUGUCUGGCAGCGGCCACGGCACGGGGCCCGGCUACAGCCACUCGGGACCCGCCUCGCAGAGUGUGCCCCUGCAGGGGCAAGGUGCCAUCGGCAACUACGUGUCUCGGGCCAACAUCAACAUGCAGUCCAACCCAGUGUCCAUGAUGCACCAGCAGGCAGCCUCGUCCCACUACAACUCGGCACAGGGCGGGAGCCAGCACUACCAGGGCCAGUCGUCCAUUGCCAUGAUGGGCCAGAGCGGGCAGGGGAGCAGCAUGAUGGGGCAGCGGCCCAUGGCGCCCUACCGACCCUCCCAGCAAGGCUCGUCCCAGCAGUAUCUGGGCCAGGAGGAGUACUACGGCGAGCAGUACGGCCACAGCCAGGCCGCCGCGGAGCCCAUGGGCCAGCAGUACUACCCUGACGGACACGGCGAUUACGCCUACCAGCAGUCAUCCUACACGGAGCAGAGCUACGACCGGUCGUUUGAGGAGUCCACGCAGCACUACUAUGAGGGCGGAAAUUCCCAGUACAGCCAGCAGCAGGCGGGGUACCAGCAGGGCGCGGCCCAGCAGCAGACCUACUCCCAGCAGCAGUACCCCAACCAGCAGAGCUACCCCGGGCAGCAGCAAGGCUACGGGCCUGCCCAGGGAGCCCCUUCCCAGUACUCCAGCUACCAGCAAGGACAAGGCCAGCAGUACGGGAGCUACAGAGCAUCUCAGACGGGCCCAUCCGCCCAGCAGCAGCGGCCUUACGGCUAUGAGCAGGGCCAGUAUGGAAAUUACCAGCAGUAAGGGACAAGGUUCUCGUUGGAGCCUUGUGGUGGCAUAUCCGUCUGGGGAUGGAUGGGCUGGUGGCAGUUCUGAUGGACUGUGACCUGUUGGUUGCCCCUCGCCCCACACAGCGUCUGCACGUGAAGCGUGCACAUUUCAUGCUGGGUAUGACGCUGAGCAUGCACCGCUGGCGAGAGACAGUGCUUUGAUGGUGUGACAUAUUUGGUGCUGUGUAUAGUAUUGUAUGUCCAUACAAUGGAAAGGUUGUCCCUUUUUUGUCCCCCUUCUUGAUGUUUCUAGCCAACUUUAGGGAUCCUUUUGUCAUCAGAGUGUUCUGUGCCCAGUGAUGGGACAUGUCUACAAGAUGCUAUAGUCCACGUAUUCAUAUAAACAGACCUUAGGUCUAACUCUCCUCAUGCAGUUGUAAUGUGGGUUGUAAACUUAUCUUUCACUGGCUACAUCACAGCUGGACACAUGCAUACAAUCCCUG